Messenger RNA from Eimeria necatrix, 987 nucleotides. Its product is annotated as heat shock protein 40, putative. The transcript is spliced from 14 exons. Gene Ontology annotation, cellular component: cytosol. Bases 1 to 987 code for a protein of 328 amino acids. Gene Ontology annotation, molecular function: protein-folding chaperone binding. The record is from RefSeq and is a predicted model, not a curated record. NCBI's taxonomy places the organism in Eukaryota, Apicomplexa, Conoidasida, Eucoccidiorida, Eimeriidae.
AUGGGGAAGGACUACUACAGAAUCCUGGGGGUGCCCAGAGAGGCCACAGAGGCGGACCUCAAGAAGGCAUACAGGAAGUUGGCCAUGAAGUGGCACCCAGACAAGCACGCGGACCCUGAAGCCAAAAAGAAGGCUGAAGCUCAAUUCAAAGACAUUGCGGAAGCCUACGAUAUAUACGACAAAUUCGGAGAAGAGGGCCUUAAGGGGGGAGCCGGGGCCCCCAGCGGUGGCCCCGGCGGUGCAAAUGUCUUCUACAGGGAAGUGGACCCCAGCGAGAUAUUUUCGCGCUUCUUUGGGACGGACAGGAUGAGUGGAGACGCAGACGACCCCUUCUCACAUCCCAUCUUUGGUAUGGCCGGCGCGGGGGGUCCCUUUGGCAUGCGGUUCAGCACUUCUGGAGGCAGACGGUGCGGUAGCAUGCAGGGAAUGAGCAGCAGCAGCAAACCCCGAGCUUACGAGAGGGACUUGGUCUGCACCUUGGAGGAGCUGUACACCGGAACCACAAAGAAGAUGAAGAUUGGCAGAACGCGCUUCCAUAACGGCCGUCCGGUUAAGGAAGACAACGUUGUAACUGUCGACGUCAAGGCGGGGUGGAAGGAGGGCACCAAGAUCACUUUCAGCGGCGAAGGAGGCCAAGAAACCCCGAACGGGCCCCCGGGGGACCUUAUAUUCGUUGUGAAGUGCAAGCCGCACUCGCGUUUCACGCGGGACGGGAGCCACUUGAUUUACAAAGUGCCAGUGCCGCUGUUGAAGGCCCUUGUCGGCUUCACAGUGCCGGUCACCACCCUCGACAACAGAACGCUCCACGUCAAGAUUGACCAAGUCGUCAACCCCAAGUACAGGAAGGUUGUCCCCGGAGAAGGCAUGCCGAUUAGCAAGAAGCCAGGAGAGAAGGGAGACUUGAUCAUAGAGUUCGACAUAAUCUUCCCACGGACUCUGUCGGACGACCAGAAGACAAAGCUGAAGGAAAUAUUGGCGAACUCGUAG